Molecule: messenger RNA, 1870 nt
Organism: Symsagittifera roscoffensis
Lineage: Eukaryota; Metazoa; Xenacoelomorpha; Acoela; Convolutidae
Product: cytosol aminopeptidase-like
Exons: 7
Coding region: 79-1680 (533 amino acids)
Biological process (GO): proteolysis
Cellular component (GO): cytoplasm
Molecular function (GO): metalloaminopeptidase activity; manganese ion binding
Source: RefSeq, a predicted model, not a curated record
AGAUUGAAUGUUAUGUUGUUGAAGCAAUUGACGAAAAAAAUAGACUCACUUUUAUCGUCAGUUUGAUUUCAUGAAAAAAUGAGAGUUCAAAAAUGGUUAAUAUCGAAGAAUUCGGUCAAUUUCCUGUUAAAAAGUAAAUAUGUAACCAUACUUGGAAGCAGAUUGAGUUCAAGUGACGCUUCUAAGAAUGUGAUCACAGCUAUCUAUGUUGACUCGGAAGGGAAUCCGAGCUCAGAAGACCCAUUCGAUAAGCAGAGUAAGCUGAGUGAUCAAGUGAAGGGAAGUGUGAAGAGUUUCCUGAAGGAGAAGAGAGUCCAGAUUAAACCAGGAACUUCGAAGGUACUCAGUUGGCCUUCGGAUGUCAUGCCAUACAAGAGUAUCAGCCUGGCGGCCGUGUCUAAGGACAACCUGAAUGACCCCCUAGUUGACCUAAAAAGGGAGCAGAUCAGACUGGCCUACUCCUCCUCCAUCCGCACUCUCUCCACUAUGAAGGAGACUGAAGUGGUAGUGGACAGUGUGGGGGGACAGCAGCAGGGGGAGAUGGGGGCUGUGAGUGAGGGCUGUCAUCUAGCUGCAUACAAUUUCGACAUGUACAAGGCUGCCAAGUACAAGAAGCCAGUUAUGAAUCUGGAGCUGCUGGAUGAGUCUUGUGCCGGAAGAGGGGACUGGAUGGAGGGCUUUGUGCUGGCAGACUGUCAGAACAUGGCCAGGACUCUGACGGAGAUGCCCUCCAAUCUACUCACUCCGGAGAAGUUUGUAGAGGAAGUGGUCAACCUCUUCGAACAACAAAAGGGUGACUCUGAAGUGGAGUUGGAGAUCAAGAUCAGAGAGGAGGCUUGGCUGAGAGAGCAGCAGAUGAAUGCCCUCCUGGCAGUGGCCCAGGGAUCCAGUCAGAAGCCAUACCUGCUCGAGCUGCACCUCACCCACCCCAAGGCAGACAAGGGGGUGCAGCCACUGGUUCUGGUGGGCAAGGGGGUCACAUUCGACUCGGGGGGCAUAUCGAUCAAGCCAUCCAAACUCAUGGACGUGAUGAGGGGGGACAUGGGCGGGGCUGCAUGUGUGGCGGCCACUGCUUUGGGGGCGCUGCGUCUCAAUGUGUGUGGUCGGGUGGUGUGUCUAAUGGGACUGGUGGAGAACAUGCCCAGUGGUGACUCAUUCAAACCCGGUGACGUAAUCUUCUCCCGCAGUGGACACUCGAUCCAAGUGGACAACACGGACGCAGAGGGCAGGCUUGUGCUCGCUGAUCUACUGGACUACAGCGAAGUGUGGCAGCCCAGUGCAGUGGUGGAUGUGGCCACUCUGACCCUGGCAGUGGAAGUGGCUCUGGGUGCUGCAUUCACUGGCGUAUUCACCACUACCAACAAACUAUUCGACCUACUCAGGAAAUCUGGCAGUUCCACUGGCGAUCAAGUGUGGCGACUGCCCCUCAGUCCCCUCUUCACCCGACAAGUGUCCAACUCCCCCCUAGCCGACCUGAACAACUCACCCGGCCUCAGAGGAGGGGGAGCGUGCACUGCUGCCGCUUUUCUAUCCCACUUUGUCAAGUGUCCUUCAUGGGCCCAUUUGGACAUCGGGGGUGUGUUUGAGAAUAAAAACGAAGUGCAGUAUCUGUCCAAAGGGAUGUCGGGCAGACCAACGAGGACUCUGAUACAGUUUUGCAGGAACUAUUUUUCGCCUUGAACGAUUUUGUUGCAAUGUUCAAUUGAAAACUUAUUGUGCUUUUCCGAAGAGCAGUACAUGAAAAACAAAGUUACUCAUGACUGUCUGUCUAAUGAUGAUCUAUGAAAUUAUUUGUCACUCGUCAUUUUGAUGCUUAAACGUGAAAAAUGCUAUUAAAUUCUGCCCCAAACCUGUAAUAAGUUUGGUUUGA